Molecule: messenger RNA, 1782 nt
Organism: Trichomonas vaginalis G3
Lineage: Eukaryota; Parabasalia; Trichomonadida; Trichomonadidae
Product: lipid binding
Exons: 1
Coding region: 1-1782 (593 amino acids)
Source: RefSeq, a predicted model, not a curated record
AUGGAUAAAAAACCUUCAUUUCAGUCUAAUGAAUAUGGUGUUAUAUCAGUCAAUGCAUAUAAAAAUUUUACCGACAAAGACGAAAUCAUUAAAGCCGGCGCAAAUAAUACUAUUAGAACGAAUAAUUACUAUUUUUCGACUGUUACAAUUCAAGAUAAUGUUAAAUUUGAAGCUAACAGUGCACUUGGAGCAUAUUUAGAAUCUGGCUCUGGAGGAGCAAUUUUCACUUGCUUUUGCAAAUUGCAGGCUAAUAAAGCAACUUUUGAAAGAAAUGUUGCUUCAAUAGGUGGAGCAAUUUGUGGUCUGGCAAGCAGCUAUUGGAUUUCAAUCUGUACCUUCACCUCUAAUAAAGCCUACAAACUAGGAGGUGCAAUUUAUCUUCAUAAUGGUUUCCGUGAAGAAAGUCUUGGUGCUGCUGAUAUUCAGCAAAACUUUCUCAUUUCAGAGUGCAAAUUCAAUGAAAACAUUGCUCAGGAAUGUGGAGGAUCUUUAAGUUUAGAUCAAGUUAAUGCCCCUUACAUCGAAAAGUCUGAAUUUAAAAAGAAUUUCGCUUCAUUAAGUGGCGGUGCUUUAUACGCAAUUAAUUUAGAUAAUUUGAAACUAUUCAAUUGUAAUUUUACAGGAAAUAAUUUGAGCAACAACAAACAAAUCCAUUCUGAUUAUGGAAAUAAAAACUUUCGGGCAAAAAAUGGAUUUGGUGCCAACAUUAGAGGAGGAGGUGCAAUUUUUGCACGUGGUUUAAAGGAGUCACAAGAAUCUUUCAACUUGUAUACCCAAAACUGCAUAUUUAAAGAAAAUAAAUUUAAUAAAUCCUCAAACAUUGAUUAUAAUGGAGGUCAUUGCUUAAUGCUUCAAGGUAUUAAAUGGAUGAGUGUUAAUGAUUGCUUACAAAUCCCAUUUGAAACUAAUAUAGCUGGAAAUUAUAAUAUAACAAGAACUAAUGAGCAAAAAAGUUGUGGCAAUGAUGCAGAAACAAUAUAUCCAUUCCCUAAAUAUUAUACUUUCGCUUCACCUAAAAAUCUUAUUGGCUUGGAAUCAUCAACAACAGAUUUGCCUACUCCAAGCAAGUUUACCUAUUAUGCGACACCACUCAUCAGAAACCCUCACAGAAAUGAUGAACCGAAACCUAAUUUAGAAAAAUUUUCACUUAUCCAUGAAAUAAAGCCUCAGACAACAAGGACAAACUCCCCUACAAGAUCUAAUAUUCCUCUUGCCAUCACAAAUGUUCCUAAAGAUUUUCCUAAGGCAACAACAAAGAUAUUAACUCAAAUGGCCACAUUCACUAACACAUUUUCCAUUACAAACACUAUCACAACAACAGUACAAGAAAAAAACGGGGAAUUCUACUAUACAUUUGCAAAUGCCCAAACCACAAUUGAAAUCCAGACAAUAACGUUAGCAGAAACAUAUGUUGUUAUAUUUGAUGAGCCUGCUUAUCAGAAGCAAAUGGACCAACAGAAAAGCAGGAGAAAUAUGAUUAUUGCAAUUGCAGCUGCUUGUGUCGGAUUGAUUGUUGUUGUGAUCCUUAUUAUAAUAUUCUUGAAGAAGAGAUCAACUAAAGAAGAAAGCGACCAAUCUGUUUUAUCAAUGGAUUCAGAACAAGUUGGCAAAUACAUGAACACAUCUACUACCACUGCUGUAACUCAAGAAAAUCCUCUAUGGUCAUCCCAGUUAAUUAAUUAUGAUGGUGACGAUCCUUUCAAGGGAGAUUUCCAGGAGCAGACCAAAGAAGGUUAUUUUGCUGCUACCAAUGAGGAAAUGCGAGAUGUUGACCAGGAUUGA